Messenger RNA from Carassius carassius (crucian carp), 2123 nucleotides. Its product is annotated as centrosomal protein of 95 kDa-like. Gene Ontology annotation, cellular component: spindle pole; centrosome. NCBI's taxonomy places the organism in Eukaryota, Metazoa, Chordata, Actinopteri, Cypriniformes, Cyprinidae. Bases 96 to 1919 code for a protein of 607 amino acids. The record is from RefSeq and is a predicted model, not a curated record. The transcript is spliced from 16 exons.
AACAUUUUCUCUGUCAGUUUAUCUUCCUCAGCUGAAGGAGUUAAGUUAGAAAACUGAAUUAAAGUCUUGUGGUCUUUAAUCCUAAAAUCUGCUCGAUGGGACCCGAAGAGAGGGAUUGGCUGGACAUGGCAAACAAUGUUUUGUUGAAAUGUCACAUUAACCUGAGGCUGGAAAGGAUCUCGGAGUGUGAUGCAAAUGUGUUUGUGGCUUUGUAUGAGGCAAUCUUAGGAGAGAAAGUACCAGAUUAUGUAGCUGCAGAGCGCCAGGAAGAUGACAUCCACAAUAUGCAAUCUGUAAUUGACUCGUUGGCUUUAGACUACCUUCAGAUUAGUUUAUCUCACAUCACAGGUGAGAAUAUAGUUAGAGGAGAAAAAGAAUCUGUCAGAAACUUGUUGGAGAUUUUUGAUGGUCUGCUGGACUACCUCAUAGAGCAGCAGAGUGACGAGGAGCCUCAACUUAAAGGGCUCAAUGGAAAGACCAAUGCAGCUUAUCAGUCUCAAAAUCAGGACACGGGCAAGAUGCAGUGUCAGCCCUUAACCAUUCAGCUCAGAGAUAGAGAUGGUUCUUUGUCUUUGCGUAGCCAGAGAAAUAAGGAGGCAGAGCAAGAACUACAUGAUAUGUCAGAGAAGCUAUCUCGCCGUUUGGAGGAACUUGAUCUGAUGUUGCAGCGUGCUCUGAGUGAAAUUGGGGAGAUGUGUGAGCCAGGAGAGGAGGAUAAACGGUCUCAUCAUAGCGACAGCAUCAUGGAGUGUGUCAAAAGUAUGUCAAGUUCACGCCAUUCCAGAGCUCAUGCACACUCGUUGCCCCCCUUUCCUUCACCUGUACAGCACACUAUCCAGCAAGAUGCUCUGACCAGAGACUCAUACAAUGCCAGUCUUAACCAGCAGCACCAUAGAAACACACAGUUCACGGAAUCAAUCCGUAAAGAUGAACUGAAGCAAUUAGUGCAGCAGGAGCAAACAGAUAUCACCACUGAGAGACUCAAUGUUCAGAAAACGGAGCUUGAAUACCACCAGGCAGUGUGUCGAAAUGCUUCUUCUGUUCACAGUUCCUGCACCAAGUCACCUUGCUCUCGAUCCUCCGGAGCUAAACUCCAACACACAGCCAGAAAAGAGAUACAUUCUGUGAAAUUGAAGGACAACAAUCUUCUUCCCAUUCUGCUGGAGGAGUUUCAACGGGUGCAGCUCUCUCCUCAUACUUUGUCCUGUAUGUGGAAACAGCAGCUCCAACAGAUUGACCAACUCAGCUCCUCCCAAAACCAGAACAGACAGACAGAGUCCAAACUUUUAAAACAACUAGAAGAAGCUCAGAAAAGACAUGGCAUGCUGGUGCAGAUAAUCCACAAAGAAAAAGAACACAACCGUCGCCUGAGAGAGUUCAAGGAGAGGAUCCAACAGCAGAAGUCAGCUCAGAAUAAGCUUAGAGAACAGAGGCAACAGGUUGCUCGUGCUAAAAAAUAUUACAGCGUCUAUCAUGUUCAGCUACGUGCCAGACUGAUGCAAGCAAAGACACAAGAAGAGCGAAAGCUCAAGCAGAUCUUUGAAGAAGGAUUGGAAUUACAGAAAGCUCGUCUGAGAGAGCAGCGGGCAUAUUCUAAAGAACUGCGUCAGGAGAAUUACCACAAAUUAAAAGAUGAGAUUGAGGCCAUGGAGAACUACUACAGAGACCAGUUUUCUUUAUUGGCCGAAACCUUAGCCCAUGAAAGACAGGACAUACAAAUUUGUAAGAAAGCACAGGAAAAGGCUCUGCAGAAAAUGAAAAGAGAGUUAAGAAAUAAGAUGGAGAAAGAGAUUGGUGAGCUGCAGAAUGUCAUCAUUCACAAUGACGAAAAUAAUUAUUUCAGAGACUUGGAUGUGGAACGCAUACAGAAGCGUGUACAAAUGGCAUCUUUCCAGUACACCACCAGCUGUGUGCAGUAAUCACUAGCCAAUUAAGCUGUGAUUGAUGUUGAUCUCCUAUGUCUUGCAUACGUUAUUCUUUAGGUAGAUUACCUUGAAAUUAAGUAGAUGAAAUGUAAUUUGUGAACCGCUUGUACUUACAUAGCUCUUUUAAAACAUUAACAUUACUGUAAUAUUGUUUUUAUUGUAUUUAAUGUCAUUUAAUAUUAAAUAUUUGUAUCAAUA